CGAUAUACGUGACGUAUACAAGACUUAACCUACAAAAAACAACAAGAACCAUGACAGGAAAAUAAUCUGUGUUGCACUUAUCCGUCCGCCCACUAAAAAAAUAAGUGACAAACAAAUGUUUAAACAUGUGAUUAUUGCGACAAAGGACUAAAUAUAAAGUAGAAAAAUAAAAGAUGUUCGGGACACUUCGAGACAAGUUCCAGUCCAUGCAAGAAGGACUUUCUGCAAGUAUUCGUGGAUUGACACUUGCAGAAGCUUCUGCAAAACCAAAAAAGCUAGUCAAUACAAGAAAUGUCAACUAUGAUGCUGGCGCUGACAUGCUUCACCACUUCCAAAUGGAAUGGAAUACCUUGCAUGAACUUGCAGAAGAGAAUGCACAGAAAGCUCAGGAAGCAGAUGCUUUGAUCGCAACGAUUCAUGAAAAGUUGGAACUUCAGUGGAAUAGCAUCGCAACAUUAAAUAGUACUUUGGCCUCUAUACCAAAGAUCAACAAUACCAUUCAAGAGCUAAUGGAUCAAAUAGGUUCCUUACAAGAGAUGUUCGAAGAAGUUGAUAAUGCAGUUUUUGAGCUAGAAGAUUUACAGGAAAUUCUAGAUUUACAAAGUAGUCAGCUAGAUCAUAGGUUUCAAUUGGCUUUAUACAAAGAGAAAAAACUAUCUGAACUAAAGCAUGUUAGAGAGAAACUAGCAAGUGAACAUGCAGAAAAAGUUCUAAGACACGAAAGGGAGCAAGAAAAGCUACUGAGAGAAAGGCAAGAAACCUUUGAAGAAGCUUUCAAAGAAGAGCUCAACGAAUACAAAAAGACUGGUUCUGUUCCAAAAACGCCUUCGAACUCGCAAAAGGGCCCGAGCUUAGAGGAAAUAGUCCUUGACUCAGAUUCAGCCGAUUACGACGAAUUCCUCAAAGAGUAGCAAGAUAGAAUACUCAACAAGAAUGUUCACUUUCGUAUGUCGUCAAGUUAUCAGCGACUCGUCUCGAAAAUUCGGUAGUAAUCAGCCGCGCGAGCGCGACUAUGGGACCAUGAGUUUCUUGCAUAAAAUUAAAACUCGUCCGUAUAAUAACUAGUGAGAUAUAUUAGAUAGAAGCAUAGAUACUAGGCAUACGAGUUAUACAAAGUAUAUAUACCUAGUUUUGUCAAAACAUUCAUGAGUAUUUUGUACAAAUUCUAUUUUACAAUUUGGCUUGGUUAUACAAAAAGUUCAACGAGUCUCUAAUUAACUCAAGGCCUAAAAGCCGUUGUACUGUUGUCGCUGGUAGUGAACCUGGCCUCUGGCCUGCUGGUUUCUCCUGCUCUGAGGCUGGUUGAAAGCUCCGAAGCCCUGUUGUUGGUUGUAAUUCUGUUGCUGGUUGUAAUUCGGUUGCUGAUUGAUGGAGUUCUGCUGAAUGAAAGCGUUCUGCGGCUGGCUCUUUUGCUGGAAGGUUCUGAGUUUGUUCUGAUGCUGGGGCUGGUCAAGUCUCACCUGUUGAACCUCGUUGAAGGUCUGCGGAGGCUCGCUAGAACAGAAAGAGAACGUUGUACGAUUGCUUUUUUAUAUCAAGCGCGCCAGCUAUUAACAUAGAAAAACUAUUCAGUCGGCGAAGAUAGGGUAAUAAUUCAAAGACGCAAUUAUGCAAAUUAGUCGCGACAGCCUUGAUAUAAAAAUACACUUUCGACAUGAUGGCCCGACUCACCAUCCGGUGACGUUCUCGGCGGCGUCGCAAGCGUUGAUGAGCUCGUUGAAAGCGUGGCCAGCACCGCAGUUCUGGAGUCGAGGUCGGUUAUCGACGCAGAUGUAGUAGUGCUGGCAGUCGUUCGGACUCUUGUAGAACCUGGUCUCCGAGACGAGGAAGGAGUUCGGGUCCUGGGUUGGGCAGGUGAAUCCCAGGAAGGCUAUACAUUUUUUUUUUAAAUUACAUACUACACGUGCGUAGAGUUAGAAACAAAACUUAUAGCAGAGGAAUCUUACCUUCGGCGUCACAGUCGGGUACCUGGUCGGGCCAGUCGCAGCGGUAGGUCUCGGGGUUGUAGGCAAGACCUUCGGGGCAGUCGAAGACGUAGGACCUACCGUCGACGCAGUUCAUGAAUUUGCCGCAGUUCGUGCGGUCGCCCAUCUUGAAGUAACCAAACUGGUGAGGACAGUCCUCGGUCGGCUGAGCUGGUUCUGUAAUUGUUUAUAACGUAGAUCAACGAUUUUAUGUAAAUAUAUAAUGCGUACGAGUAUGGUGCACGCAAAGUUAUAUACGAAAAGAAAGGAAAGCCUAAAUAAGCUGAAACUAUGUAUAAACGUUUCUAACGAUAUUCCCUGCAAUUAUUUAUUAACAGUGUAUGCACACCGUGAAAUUUACGAAAAUAAAGGUAUAUAAUUUUUCAAA
Messenger RNA from Nasonia vitripennis (jewel wasp), 2352 nucleotides. RefSeq names its product dysbindin protein homolog (gene Dysb). The transcript has 5 exons. The record is from RefSeq and is a predicted model, not a curated record. Lineage: Eukaryota; Metazoa; Arthropoda; Insecta; Hymenoptera; Pteromalidae. Gene Ontology annotation, biological process: negative regulation of protein kinase activity. Gene Ontology annotation, cellular component: cytoplasm. The coding region runs from base 174 to 911 and encodes 245 amino acids.